GGAGGGCGGAGCCGCGGGCCAGGCGGGCAGGUGCGCGCGGGCCAGAGGGCGGAGCCGCGAUGCAGCGAUGGAGCGCUGCCCGGGCGGGCGCCGGGGCCGGGGCCCGAGCACCGGGCGGAUCGCAGGCGGGAGCCGCAGCCAGAGCCCGGACCAGGCCGGGGUCCGGGACCGCAGGGCCGGGCUGCUCGUAGCGGUGGCAACGGAGCCCCCCAGCGGCUGAGGGGCUACCUCCCAGUUCCUGCCGGUGGCCCGGACUCGGCAAGCCCCCGCAGCCGGGGAGCGCGGGGAUCCCCCCCCACCUCCAGGACCCAGAGACCCCCAAGAAAGCGGGAGACCCCUCCAGAUCCAGCAGAAAGCGGCCCCCCAGCUGGGGAAAGCGGAGACUUCCUCGGUAUUCAGAAGAGAGUGACCUCCCUACGGUACGGCUAAGACUCCCCCUCUUCGAUCUGGCCCCCCCAAGACCUAGAACGCAGUGACCCCCCCCGUCCGGGAUUGCUGGGACACCGCCCCCCGCCCGGUCAAGAACCUGGUCGUUACAACUCCACACCUCAAGACACGAAGACCCAGCUCAGAACGCCCCUAGAUCAGGGGGUUCCUACACCCCCCAAAUUCCGGUAACAGGAACCCCAAAUCUAGGGAACUGAGGACGGCGCGAGAGCUAUCCCUCACCAGCAGGAGGCCUCGGGGCCCCCCCUCUAAGCUCCAGGACUCGGGCGACUGAGCCCCUCGCGGCGCCCUUCGCAUCCCAGCCUAUGGUUGUGGCGCCCUGAGCCCCCCCGGGCCGGGCGGACGGAAACCGACACGGCGCCCAGGCCCCCCGCCGCGGCGUCCCCGCGGCCCCAGCCCAGGGAGAAGAUGAGCGUGGGCUGCCCAGAGCCCGAACCACCCCGCUCCCUGCCCUGCUGUGGGCCAGGGACUGCCCCUGGGCUGGGUGCAGGCGUGCCCCUCCUCACUGAAGACAUGCAGGCACUGACCCUCCGCACGCUGGCCGCCAGUGAUGUGACCAAGCACUACGAACUUGUCCGGGAGCUAGGCAAGGGCACCUACGGGAAGGUCGACCUCGUGGCCUACAAGGGCACAGGCACGAAAAUGGCGCUGAAGUUUGUGAACAAGAGCAAGACGAAGCUGAAGAACUUCCUGCGGGAGGUGAGCAUCACCAACAGCCUCUCCUCCAGCCCCUUCAUCAUCAAGGUCUUUGAUGUGGUUUUUGAGACAGAGGACUGCUAUGUCUUCGCCCAAGAGUACGCGCCCGCGGGGGACCUGUUCGACAUCAUCCCUCCUCAGGUGGGGCUCCCCGAGGACACGGUGAAGCGCUGCGUGCAGCAGCUGGGCCUGGCCCUGGACUUCAUGCACGGGCGGCAGCUGGUGCACCGCGACAUCAAGCCCGAGAACGUGCUGCUGUUCGACCGCGAGUGCCGCCGCGUGAAGCUGGCCGACUUCGGCAUGACGCGCCGCGUGGGCUGCCGCGUGAAGCGGGUCAGCGGCACCAUCCCCUACACGGCGCCCGAGGUGUGCCAGGCGGGCCGCGCCGACGGCUUCGCGGUGGACACGGGCGUGGACGUGUGGGCCUUCGGCGUGCUCAUCUUCUGCGUGCUCACCGGCAACUUCCCGUGGGAGGCGGCGUCGGGCGCGGACGCCUUCUUCGAGGAGUUCGUGCGCUGGCAGCGGGGCCGCCUGCCGGGGCUGCCGUCGCAGUGGCGCCGCUUCACGGAGCCCGCGCUGCGCAUGUUCCAGCGCCUGCUGGCCCUGGAGCCCGAGCGCCGCGGCCCGGCCAAGGAGGUCUUCCGCUUCCUCAAGCACGAGCUCACGUCCGAGCUGCGGCGCCGGCCCUCGCACCGCGCGCGCAAGCCCCCCGGGGACCGGCCGCCCGCCGCCGGGCCGCUGCGCCUCGAGGCGCCCGGGCCGCUCAAGCGGACGGUGCUGACCGAGAGCGGCAGCGGCUCCCGGCCCGCGCCCCCCGCCGUCGGGCCCGCGCCCGCGCCCGUGCCGGUGCCCGUGCCCGUGCCCGUGCCCGUGCCCGUGCCCGUGCCCGAGGCCGGCCUGGCGCCCCCGGGGCCCCCCGGCAGGACCGACGGCCGCGCGGACAAGAGCAAGGGGCAGGUGGUGCUGGCCACGGCCAUCGAGAUCUGCGUCUGAGCCGCCUCCGCCGCCCUCGGGGCCGCGCGCCGUGCUCGCCCUGGGCCGGGCCGCCGGGAGCCGCCCUGGGCCCGCGCCCAGCCGUGGCGGGGCGGGGGCCGCGGCGAAUCCCACCGCCCCCCCCUUCCGCGGCGGCGGGACGGAGUAGCGCCAGGCAGGGCGGGGCGGCGGGCCCGGGCGUCCGUGCGGGGCCGGUGCGGACACAGCCACCGAAAGACCUCUUGCCCCGCCUGUGGGGCGGGGGCUUGGCCCUCGGGAGCCGAGCCCCGCAGACCCGCGGAUUCAGAGGCCCCCCUCUUCCCCGACACCCGGAGCAAGGGAGCUUGCGGGCAGACUCCCCCCCCAUACACACACACACCUCCCGAACCCUGGAACCCCGACUAGUUGCUCCUGGCCCUUUGCAACCCCUGGCAGACCGACCCGCCGUGCCACCGCGGGUCCUCCCUCCUGGCCGCCCCACCCUGCGCCCUCCCCCCAGUACGCGCUCGGGCACAGAAGGGGACGGAAGUGUUGGGGCGGAGAAGGGGCUCCUUAGGGCCCUCGAGCGCUGGCUGGGGGAGGGCGAGGAGCUGAGGGCGGGGUGGUAUUCAGCGGCGCCCUGCGCUUUCCUGGGACGCUGGAGCGGAGAGGCCAAGCCUCCUGCAAAAUGUAGCAAAUGCCUGGAUGUGGCAAAACUGUGUGUGUGUGUGUGUGUGUGCGUGUGUGCGUGUGUGUGUGUGUGCGCGCGCGCAGGCAUAGGCCCCGAAGAAUCCAGAGACCCCACAACCCAUUCCCCUGAGGUGAGGACACUGAGCCCAGAAGGAGGGCAACUUGCGCCCAGCCGCACAGAGCCCUGCGAGAUGGAACCUGGAAGCCCUGUCCCCUCCACCCAAGGAAUUGUCCUCCAGAUUCGAGGAGGGGAGGGCUGCCGGGCGGGGCCGCGACCGCCCUGCGAACCCGGGACUCCGGGAGUGAGUGCAGAGCCCAGGGGCCGGCCCAGCUCCCCCUGCUGGCCUCACCGUCACCAGGCCGGGGAACCUCAGACCCCCUCCCCCUGGCUCCCU
Molecule: messenger RNA, 3179 nt
Organism: Mustela erminea (ermine)
Lineage: Eukaryota; Metazoa; Chordata; Mammalia; Carnivora; Mustelidae
Gene: SBK1
Product: SH3 domain binding kinase 1
Exons: 4
Coding region: 856-2136 (426 amino acids)
Biological process (GO): peptidyl-threonine phosphorylation; peptidyl-serine phosphorylation
Molecular function (GO): protein serine/threonine kinase activity; ATP binding
Source: RefSeq, a predicted model, not a curated record